Molecule: messenger RNA, 2076 nt
Organism: Synchiropus splendidus (mandarinfish)
Lineage: Eukaryota; Metazoa; Chordata; Actinopteri; Syngnathiformes; Callionymidae
Gene: foxred1
Product: FAD-dependent oxidoreductase domain containing 1
Exons: 11
Coding region: 82-1590 (502 amino acids)
Cellular component (GO): cytoplasm
Molecular function (GO): oxidoreductase activity
Source: RefSeq, a predicted model, not a curated record
CAGAUGUCAGGUGUCUCUGCAUACCGGGGCAAUGUUGGCAGCUACUGUUCCGAUUGUUCUUGACAGUUGAUCGGCACAGACAUGUCGACGUGGCGUAGACUGUCGGCAAAGCUGCGCACUUUUCCACGGGUUGCCACCUCCAGACAACCGGUCUCACGUCUAGCAUGUUCCCGCAGCCUGAGCACCGGAGCCCGGCUGCGACGCGACUUCUUCAAAGAUCUGGAGGAGCAACUGACCACCGCGAAGCAGCGUGCAGUGGAUGCUCUUCCGGGGAGCGACUGGAGCCCCUUGCCGACCACCGGGGAGCUUCCGCCGGAGAGAGCCGAUAUCGUGAUCGUGGGCGGCGGCGUGGUCGGCUGGUCCAUCGCCUACUGGCUGAAGAGGAAGGAACGAAACAAGGAUGGAAUGAAGAUCGUAGUUGUGGAGAAGGACCCCACGUAUUCACAGGCUUCAACGGUUCUGUCUGCUGGUGGGAUCCGUCAACAGUUCUCUCUGCCGGAGAACAUCUGCUUGUCUGUGGCGUCGGCUGAUUUUCUCAGGAACAUCAAUGAGCACCUUGGCAUUCUGAACGAAGAUGCAGUGGACCUUCAAUUCAACCAGUCGGGCUACUUGUUCCUGGCCACCGAGGACGUCGCUCACAUCAUGGAGGAGAACCACCGGACACAGAGGUCCAACGGAGCUCAAGUGUCUCUUCUUUCGCCGACACAGCUGAAGGAAAAGUUCCCCUGGAUCAACACGGAGGGCGUUGUGCUCGCCUCCUACGGCCUGGAGAAUGAGGGCUGGUUCGACCCGUGGACGCUGCUCAAUGCCUUCAGGAGGAAAGCUGCCUCUAUGGGAGUCAUCCAGUGCCGCGGGGAAGUCACCGAUUUCAGAUACGCCACCAAAACAGUCCAGACUACAGACGGAGACGAAGUGAACCUGAGGAGGAUCAAACACGUCAAUGUCCGGAUGCCCAACAGUCGAGAGUUCCAACCAGUGGAAUGUGCCAUCGUGGUGAACGCAGCUGGAGCGUUUUCCGGAAAGCUGAUGGAGAUGUUGGGAUUUGGUAGUGACAAGAACGCGCCUGGUGAAUUCCUCCUGCCAGUACAACCAAGGAAGAGGUUUGUGUAUGUGCUCCACUGCCCAGACGGGCCGGGUCUGGACACUCCAUUCCUCAUCGACUACUCUGGAGCUUACUUCAGACGUGAAGGUCUCGGCGGAAACUAUAUUGCCGGAGCGUCACCAGAAGAAGAAGAUGAACCAGACACCAGCAACUUGGAAGUGGACCAUGAGUUCUUUGUGGAGAAGGUUUGGCCCAGGUUGGCGGCGAGAGUCCCGGCGUUUGAGAAACUCAAGGUGACCAGCGCGUGGGCGGGCUUCUACGACUACAACACCUUCGACCAGAACGGAAUCAUCGGCAUGCACCCCCUCAUCACCAACAUGUACUUUGCCACUGGCUUCAGCGGGCACGGCCUGCAGCACUCGCCCGCCGUGGGCCGAGCCGUGGCGGAGUUGAUCCUGGACGCUGGGUUCAAGACCCUGGACUUGAGCGGGUUUGGGUUCACGAGGAUCGUGAAGCAGGAGCCCAUGCUGGAGCGGAACAUUGUGUAGGAAAGUCGUGAGAAUGGCAGAGGUCCGGAUGAACUGAAAAUUCCCACCACCCUCUGAGGUGUUGUUGCGAAGCUGUACUUCUUAUUCACUAAACUUUUAGUUUUUAUUAUACGUUUUUAUUCCACAUUGUUGUCUGUGUCUCAGUUCGGGGGGAUCAGUCGCUCUUUUCUAAAUGUGAAAGGAAGCACACACAUGUUAAAAGGAGCCCUAAUGUGCUUCUCAUGUCACAUUACUGGAAUGAAAAAUAGGCACUAUAUGCUUUUGUUUCACCCAAUCUGUUUGAACUACAAUAUUUCUGGCAUCAGGAAACACAAGCACGAAGGAUCAAUGACGCACCAACCGAUGAAGACUCCACUGCUGCGCGACAUUCUCGAAGGGACGACAGUAAAGUGGCUUAUGAUCUGUCCAGUUACACUGAGAGUUAAGAAAACAGUUUUCUCAAAAUUCCCGUUUCAAACAGUGCAAAAGUGAAGUCGUGCCUUGCUU